CAACAGCUGGCUGUCCAGACUCCUUGAUUAAAGAGCUUCAUCACUUCAGAGUUCUGGGAGAAGAACAGUACAACCGCUACCAGCGCUAUGGUGCAGAAGAGUGUGUGCUGCAGAUGGGUGGAGUGCUGUGUCCUACCCCAGGAUGUGGUGCUGGCCUGCUUCCUGAACCAGAAGUGAGAAAAAUAGUAUGUGAGCCAAGCAAUGGACUGGGCUGUGGGUUCGUGUUCUGCCGUGAAUGUAAAGAAGAAUACCAUGAUGGGGAAUGCAGCACUCUCGUCAGUUCACAGGAAGCCAUAGCCCAGAAGGGAUAUGUGAUUGAUGAGCAUGCAGCCAUGCAAGCACGAUGGGAAGAGGCAUCCAGAGAAACAAUCAAGAAAACAACCAAACCAUGUCCUAGUUGCCAUGUACCAGUAGAAAAAAAUGGUGGAUGCAUGCACAUGAAAUGUCCCCAAGCUCAAUGCAGAUUUGAAUGGUGCUGGAACUGUGGUUUGGAAUGGAACAGGACCUGCAUGGGAGACCACUGGUUUGACUAAUAGUUCAGUAGUGCUAAGAACAGCCAACCACUUGAUUGUUGUCUGGGUCAAAUCCUGAACUUAUUGCUUAGGUAUAACUCCCAUUGGCUUCUGGAUCAAGAAGUUCAGAAUCAGGCCUACUGUUUGUUUGUUUAUUUCCUUGUAUAUCAGAGCACACUAAAAAUUAAGCUAAGGUAAUCUUAAGAGUUUUAAACCCACAAAGGCAGGAGAAAUUCAGGCGGCCAGACUCACUAGUGCUGGCACAGGAGAGGUAAAUUACAUCUCCCUGCACCAGGGCACCCUACUGGUAUAUAGGGCAGGCAACGUCACCACCAGCAACUCUCCUUGGGUUUCUGUUCUUUCAGUUAUGAUCAGGGCUCCAUAAAUCUCACUGGCAAAAGCAGCAAUGGGGGUAUGCACUGAAUCAGAGCUGCCCUUUCUCAGUUAGCACAAUCCAAUUUGGGGGAAAUUCUGGCUCUUUACAUCUCCCCUAGUGGAAGGGAGACUGUGGCAAUUUUCUGCCUUUGCAGUCUUCUUCCCUGACAGAUUAUCAGCUGGGGCCCUGACUCUGACCCAGAGUCUUAGUAGAAACAGCAGACUUAGACAUCCUAGUUGUGCCUGUAUAUUUGAAACAUAUGUUAUGAAAAAUCACUCAAUAUAUUCCGUACAGAUUCAUAUCAUAUGCAGCUUUUACAGGAUUAGUAAAAGAUGCAGUUUCAGCCUUAACUCUGAAUGUAUUUGCUGUGGUGGCUGCAAGUCAGAGUAACGGUGUUAUAUGAGCGAGAUUCCUGAGAUUUUGUUUCUUUUGUUUUGCUUACCGCAAUAUUUUUGGCAUGAUAUUGGGGCAACUUCUUGGGGCUUAUUAUCACAAUGGUGGUUCUGUGGAGAUUUAUUAGGAUUUGGGUGUAAUUAUGAAAAUGUGUUCACUGCAUAAACAUUCAAGGCACCUGCAUUCAGUUUGGUGAGUGCAUGUUAAUAGGCGUGCACCAGGUAUUUGCCACACCUCAAAAUCUGAACAUCCUUCCUAUCUCACCUGCUUUAAACUGUUUUGGUUUGUGGUUUUUUUUAAAUACCAAAAGGCCGGUCAUAGGCUAUGUAAAGAUUUGCACAGCUCAAAUUACAAAAGAAGAAUAAAGCAGUUGAAAUGA
This is a messenger RNA of Chrysemys picta bellii (western painted turtle), 1660 nucleotides long. Lineage: Eukaryota; Metazoa; Chordata; Testudines; Emydidae. The record is from RefSeq and is a predicted model, not a curated record.